GUAGACUCGUUGCCUGGAUACGGCUCGACUUGUUGCCAUAGGAAAGCUGGUCCAGAAGAAGCAGCUCGCACCGACUAUCUGAACAUUCUAGAAUUCGGUAGGAUGUCUGCACUUCCUGCAAAGCCUGGCCUGCGCAACGUUGUGUCAGAGUGGAUCAACAACAACCACCAGCUGUCUGCCACAGCACAACAUGAGCGACGUGUUUCUAAUGGGAUCCGGCAAGAAGGGAGUUCACUACGCAACGAGACCAACUGUAAGACUACCUGGGAUGAAAGCGAUACCUCUCGCAGGUUGAGUGACCGGGUGUGGGAUGUUGCCCGGUGGAAAGAGGCGUUAGAAACCUGUGCACAGAGAGUUGACGAAGAGAUGGAGGCUCUGACCUUGUCUAAAGAGCAAACCGAGCAGGCCCUGGCUGCGACUGCUGUUCCCCUGGAGGUUGGCAGUGAAUGCUUGACGCUUAGGGACGGGCGGCGAGGGUACGAGCUUGCCACCGACCCCGUAGACGAACAGCUGAAAAAAGAAGUGGAGCUUAUUGAAAGAGUGCAGCAAGUUCAGCAGCAGCACAUAGACAAGGCCUUUGAGCAACUGUGUGUUUUGCAGGAGGCUCGGCACCAGCUGACCGCUGACCUCCAGAACAAGAUCGACGCCCUGGACAUUGAUAUGUCCUGCCUGUCACUUACUAUAAAGUCACCUCAGAUCUCCCUGAAGACCAACCCAACUCGCAUACCAUCGGGCUCCUCCACCCCCGAGGAGUGGGUCCAGUUCAGCCAGUAUAACGUGGCUCGUGCCCAGGAGGCCAUGCAGGUGUCACAGCAAAUGAGGGAGGACAUGAGUCUCACCAGAGCCCAGCUGCAGAAUGAGUUGGACAUUCAGCGCCGUGCCACAGACUUUGCUCUUCGUAAGCGCAAUCACCAGGAAGAGCAGGCUCGUGAUGAGCUGGAGUGGCAAAUAAGAAAUACUGAAGAUGAAAUGGCAGAAAUGGAAAGUGAAAUCCACGGGUUGGAUGCAGAUCUGCAGGCAAAGACGGCCUCCCUGAAACUGGCUCACACUCGACUGGAAAACAGAACCAACAGACCUGGCAUGGACCUCUGCAGAGAUGAGGUGCAGCACGGCCUGGUUAAUGAAGUCCAACAGCUGGAGGCCACAAUCACAGCUCUGAAACAGAAGCUUUCUGAAGCUCAGCACUCUCUGCAGAAGAUGAAGCUGCAUCACUCCCGCAUGCUGCAGGAUCUUUCCAGAAAACAGGAAGCCCUGUCUCUGGAACAACGAAGCAUGAACACCCGCACCCGCCUCACAUCACCAUCCUGCAGUGAGAAAACCCCGGUGCUGCUGGUUCCGCUAACAAACUCCAGUGGCCGGAGAAACCUGCAGCUGCUGGCUCAGUAAGAUGAUGGUAUCCAAUUUUUGAAGGGAAGGGAGGGCAUAACUCAAAUACAUUAAGCUGUCGUUUUUAGCUUUUACUUCAUGCUUUAAGCCCUGUAGCCAAUGAUUCGUCCACACUUGAGGUACAUUCAAUUCUCUUAGUCUUGAAUGAAUUCCCAUUACUGCUCAAGAACAAAACACUUUCCUGAAUUUAACUGAUUUCAACAACUGUAAUCCUCUCCCGCCCUGUCUAGACCUUUAUGUGGUUAGUUUGCUUUGAGUUGUGUUAACGAUCAAGUAUAUGUACUUUAUCUGGGUUUAUUUAAGUUUUACCAAAAAACUGUGGAUUAUAUGCUUGUUUCCUCCCGUCUUAAUAAAACUCAAAAAGUCAUGAAGAUAUUUCUGGCAUAUGAAUGAAUUUAUGCAUUUGAGGUUUUCUUUUUUUAGUUAUUUCGUACAAUAAUUCAUGUUCAUGACUGGUAAGGUCAUUACUUUUAUUGACCAUUACAUCUAAUGGCUUUGUUUUGCCUUUUCAUAUUGUUUGAUCAACUGAUGCUGUUUGGAGCAUGAAGACCGUGAUAAUGACCCAUA
Messenger RNA from Perca flavescens (yellow perch), 1953 nucleotides. RefSeq names its product tektin 2 (testicular) (gene tekt2). The record is from RefSeq and is a predicted model, not a curated record. The transcript is spliced from 10 exons. Gene Ontology annotation, biological process: cilium assembly; cilium movement involved in cell motility. Bases 103 to 1386 code for a protein of 427 amino acids. Gene Ontology annotation, cellular component: nucleus; microtubule cytoskeleton. NCBI's taxonomy places the organism in Eukaryota, Metazoa, Chordata, Actinopteri, Perciformes, Percidae.